Mercenaria mercenaria is the source of this 3228-nucleotide messenger RNA. RefSeq names its product peptidylprolyl isomerase domain and WD repeat-containing protein 1-like. The transcript is spliced from 17 exons. Bases 42 to 1886 code for a protein of 614 amino acids. Lineage: Eukaryota; Metazoa; Mollusca; Bivalvia; Venerida; Veneridae. Gene Ontology annotation, molecular function: peptidyl-prolyl cis-trans isomerase activity; protein binding. Gene Ontology annotation, biological process: protein peptidyl-prolyl isomerization. The record is from RefSeq and is a predicted model, not a curated record.
UUUAAGCGCUUGGCUAAAAGAGCGUUUGUGUGUUGGUAAACAUGACUUCAAAAAGGGAACACGAAGAUGUUGACGAAGAGGAUGAUGAAUGUAUUGGACCUAUGCCGGAUACAUCUUCUUUGAACAAGAAACAAAAAGUUCUGGAAUUUGAGAAGCUUUACCUGGAAAAUUUGCCUAACUCAGAGUCUUAUGAGAAGAGUUACAUGCACAAAGAUGUCGUCAAAUUUGUUGCCGUAACAAAGACAGACUUUAUACUCACAGCCAGUGCUGAUGGACAUUUGAAAUUUUGGAGGAAAACAGAGGAGGCUGGCAUAGAAUUUGUGAAACAUUUUAGAUGCCACCUAGGUUCUAUUGAGGACAUGAAAGUGAGCAACAAUGGAGAACUGGCCUGUACAGUCUCUGAUGAUAAAUCAUCUAAAGUGUUUGAUGUUGUUAACUUUGACAUGAUCAACAUGUACAAGUUAGAAUUUGUGCCUGGUUGUUGUGGCUGGAUCUACAACUCUGGUGAUGCCAUACCUGCUGUUGCAAUAGCUGAGAAAGAGACACCAAAAGUACAUAUAUAUGACGGAAGAGGCUCCAGCACACCACUACACGUUAUAGAAAAACUUCACUAUAAACCUGUUACACUGAUAAAGUAUAAUCCUGUAUGUGACCUUGUGCUAUCAUGUGAUAAAGGAGGUAUGUUGGAGGUGUGGACAGGACCAAAAGGUGAUUAUAAAUUCCCGAAAAACCUACAGUGGGAAUACAAGACAGACACAGAUUUGUAUGAUUUUGUCAAGUGCAAGUGUGUUCCAACAGAUUUGUGUUUUUCACCAGAUGGUAAAAAGUUUGCAAGUAUAUCUACUGACAGAAAGGUGCGAAUAUUCAAAGUGUUGACAGGCAAAAUGGUGAAAGUAUUAGAUGAAUCACUGCAAAAUAUCAUAGAUUUACAACAGAUGAAACAACAGUUGUCUAACAUGGAGUUUGGGAGAAGACUGGCUUUAGAGAAGGAGUUAGAAAAAGCAGACGCUUUUAAUCUCUGCAAUAUAUUAUUUGAUGAGACUGGGUAUUUCCUGUUAUAUGGAACCAUGCUAGGUGUGAAAGUUAUAAAUCUUCACACAAAUCGUUGUAUGAAGAUUUUGGGAAAGCCAGAAAACCCGAGAUUUCUACAGAUUGCUUUGUUCCAAGGGAGUGGUAAGAAAGCUAAAGCGGCAACAGAUGUUCCUACAGCUGCCUCCGAUAAUCCACUGCUGCAGACACAAGUUCUGGAUCCUAUAUUGUUCUGUACAGCUUACAAGAAAAAUAGGUUCUAUAUGUUUACCCGCCGGGAACCAUUUGACAAAAGCAGUGCUGAUGCAGACAGAGAUGUUUUCAAUGAGAAACCUUCAAAAGAGGAGCUUAUUUCAGCUACUCAGGACAUAUCAUACACCAGGGUAGCAGAUACCUGUGUGAUUUAUACAACAUUAGGAGAUAUCACAUGUAAAUUAUUCUCAAAAGAAUGCCCAAAGACAGUAGAGAAUUUCUGUGUUCACAGUAGAGAUGGUUACUACAAUGGUCAUAUUGUGCACAGAGUUAUAAAAGGUUUCAUGAUACAGACAGGGGACCCACUGGGUAAUGGUACGGGUGGAGAGUCAAUAUGGGGUGGUGAGUUUGAAGAUGAAUUCCAUCCAAAUCUGCGUCACGACAGACCGUACACAUUGAGCAUGGCAAAUGCUGGACCAAACACAAAUGGAUCUCAAUUCUUUAUCACAGUUGUUCCCACUCCAUGGUUGGACAACAAGCACACAGUGUUUGGGCGUGUCACCAGGGGGAUGGAAGUGGUACAGAGUAUUGCAAAUGUGAAAACAAACCCGAAAACAGACAAACCUCAUGAUGAUAUAUGUAUAGUAAACAUUGCUGUGAAAUGAAACCUGUUUUAUAUGUUGGAUAUGUGUGUGCAAUUCUACACAGUAACAGAAAAUGAUGUUAGAGGUUUUUUUCAUAGAUUAUGACAACAAUCACAACUAACAUCUGCGUGUACAUUAGAAAUAGCAACAUGGGAUUGCUUUCCUCCUUUGCAUUGCGGUUACAAAACAAGUGGAUUAAACGGUAUGUGUCAGUGAAGAAGAAACAAAAACAUGGAAGUUCCCUAAUGAAUGCCUGUAAUACUGUCAAAAGUAGAUUAUUAAUUUUGUCAGAAUCAAACAUAAUAUACAUCAUUAUAUCGAUCUCAGCUAGUUUUUCAAUAUCAUGGCGAAAAAUGUAUCUUUUAUAGGAAAGGCUCUAUUGGUAGUAUUUUGAAGAAAAUGAUCAGUUUGUAACAUAAACACACUGCUGUUCUGCUAUUAAACUAAGAUAUCCUGGAAGUUAUGUAAGAAUUGUAGAUCAAAUGGUGUCAGAAAUGGCCGAAAUUCACAACUGAAAAAAAACUGGUUUUUGAUGAAAAAUAUAAAAAAAAACUUAAUCAAUAUAUUGAGAAAAACUAAAAGUUGAAGAGAAAUGGCUGAAAGUGCUGUUACUGAACAGGUCAGUGAAACAUUACUAUUUUAUGACUGAUUAUUCAGGCACUGAACUAUAAUCAGACACCUAAUUAUCACUUACUCAUAAGGCAACCAACAGUUAUCAGACCUUCAAAUGUCAUAUGUUUGAUAAAGUUUUAAAACGUGUAAUAUAGGGAUAGACACUAAUUUGUAUUUCCUAGUGACCUGGAGGACAGUCAGUCAGCUUUUAAAACCUUGUUGUCUGCAUAAAAUUCAAGUGGUCCCACUUAUCCACAAAAUAUUUCAGUUCCUUUUAAAAACUAGAGCUGUCUGUAAGAAAGCCAAUGCUCGACUAUUCGAAUUGUUGUCCCUGAAGGAAUAUUACCCUAAAUGUUAAAAUACCUGUUUCAAUCCAAUAUCUACAUUAGUUUUAGAGAUAGAAACUUACAUGCACAAUUUUAACCAGGAUUUUCUAAGUCCAAAAGGGGGCAUAAUUUGGCCAAAAUACACGUCACAUUACAUCUUUGACUGCAGGCUUCAUAAGUUAAGAAUGAAAACUUCUGAAUUUUUAGUGCAUUGAGAGUUCAAUGAUCCCCUUGAAAGUCUUCUGUUGGUCCCCCGGAAAAUUACUGUCAGUGGGUAAGAGGACAACUGUUGGUGUUUAUCUCUGUUUAAAAGAAACCUUAAUGUAAGACACUGAUCAUGUAUUGUUUUGUUUUUUCCAAAAUAGUUUUAAAAUUUGUAUAUAAUGUAACAGAGUCAAAAUCCAUGAAUAAAAUAAGAAACUAGA